Messenger RNA from Selaginella moellendorffii, 654 nucleotides. Its product is annotated as pentatricopeptide repeat-containing protein At1g32415, mitochondrial-like. NCBI's taxonomy places the organism in Eukaryota, Viridiplantae, Streptophyta, Lycopodiopsida, Selaginellales, Selaginellaceae. The transcript has 3 exons. Bases 1 to 654 code for a protein of 217 amino acids. Gene Ontology annotation, molecular function: protein binding. The record is from RefSeq and is a predicted model, not a curated record.
AUGGCGGAUCAUGACAUCGUCUCUUGGAAAUCGCCAAUUACACUCAUCCACUGUCAGGCGAUGAUCGAUCGUGUCCCAGAGCGCCAGGCCGUGAUAUGGAACUCAAUGAUCACUGCGCUCGCGCAGGGGCAAAACGAGGCAGCAAAAUCGAUCUUUGAUAGAAUGCCGGCCGUGUCGUGGACGAAUCUACUGCUGUGCUACGCGCAGAAUGAUUCCUGGAAAAAUUGGACAGGGCGUUCCAUCGGCUCCCCUUCACCAACGCAGUGUGUUGGAGAAGAAUCUAGUCUCGUGGAGCUGCUUCUCGCGUAUGCCGAGAAUGGGCACUUUGACGGGGCAGUGAGGUUCUUCCACGAGAUCCCGCACAAGACCAUCGUCUGCUGGACAGCUCUCAUGCAAAUUUACGUCAAUUUGGGCCAUCUCGGCACCGCCAGGAGUGUGAUUAAGAGCAUGAAGAUGCUCAGCUUGGGACGACGGGCACUACGAUCGAGCAGUGGAAGUCUUCCAUCUUAUGAAUCUCGAGGGCGUCAAGCUGGACAAGGUGACGUUCCGGAGCGUUUUAACUUCGUGCAGCCAUUGCCAAGGGCUGGGAGCACUUCGUCUCAAUCAGCCGAGACUUUGAGAUGGUGCCGAGGAGAGAACGCUAUUGCUGCAUGA